AUGGGGAAACAGAUGUCCAGCCCCGAUCACCCGAGCCUUUUUCAGAAUGGAGCGUACCCAGUCCCUGGCAUGCAUAAUCCAUUUUUGACCGUCAACCAGCUUCUUAACCCAACCCCGCAACCUCAGUAUUACGAAGCUCCUACGGAUUAUGGAUGGCUUGCUGCCUCUUCCCCUCCAGCAACAGAAGGAAGUAUGAGCCCUGGAUAUCACAAAACCCCAAUGAAACCACCAGGUUUCAAGGGCUUCGCCUCAUCCUCAAAGCAACCCACCGAGUACGAGGUUCCUCGCAAGCGUGUCAAGCACAACACAGCUCUGCCGGUCCGCGGCAAGGGCACAAGCGCCUCAAAGCAGGGUACUCCUCACGAGUCGAAGUACAGGCACUCAUCUGGACCAGCUUCUACCCCACGUUCUCAGCGCCCGAAGCCUAACGUUGCCGUCGAGUUCACCGAUGUUGCCGCCCAUACAGCCAAGUGUGAUCAGUGCAACGGUCGUAACAGGGAUGGGAUGAGUCGCUGCUGUGCCUGUGGAUGGCAGUGCUGCCGCAAGUGCCUCACCAACCGCGCUGGUGACCGCUCUCACCCCUCUUUCACCUGCAUUCACAUCCCAGUGGAUGAGCCAGGCCUGUCCACCCGUAGAAACGCAGCCAAUGCAUCUGCAUCUGGAUCUCGCUCUGCCUCUGUUUCUGCCUCUGCCUCUGUAUCCGCUGCAGCUGCAACUUUGAAUACUCCAUGCCCAGUUCGAAACGGCACGACUACUGCGAGUUCGGCUUCCCCUUCUGUUUCAUCCAUUGCGAAGUCCUCUGUUUCACCUACACCUGCUCGGCGUUCGGGCUUUACUGCUGUUUCAUCCAUUAACACGCCUUCACGUCCUGCUCCUUCUACGCAAAUUCGUGCUCCUGUAUCUGCGCGAGAGUCCGCUGCUCCUCGCCCUUCUUCUGCUGGUGCAACUCCUGAAGCCAAAGCUGCAAUUCUCUUGAUGGAUAUGAGCUCGGAAUCCUCACUGUCUAGCAAUGGUGCAGCUGAGGCCUCUAGUUCCGCCCCUACUCAGGAGCGCGAUGCUGAAGCUAUGGAUACCAAGGUCUCAAUGCUGUGGUCGACUGAUGAUAUGGAUUUUCCCUUUGGUGAGGAGUUUGACAACGUGCGCCGCAAUCCUUCUCGCCGCGCCAGACCGAUCGACAUGAAGGAGUAA
Penicillium malachiteum is the source of this 1188-nucleotide messenger RNA. RefSeq lists its product as uncharacterized. The coding region runs from base 1 to 1188 and encodes 395 amino acids. NCBI's taxonomy places the organism in Eukaryota, Fungi, Ascomycota, Eurotiomycetes, Eurotiales, Aspergillaceae. The record is from RefSeq and is a predicted model, not a curated record. The transcript has a single exon.